AUGUUUAGAGCUGGAAGAAAGCAGCUAUGGAAGCGAAGCAUUGACAGAGUUAUAAAGCAAAAGCUCAAGGAAGAGAGGGAGGCCAAACGUGCCUGGCUGGAUGGCAGACAUGGUUACUUACUGGAUACUGUUGCUUCUUGUGUGAAUCUGGAUAAAGCAGAAGUAGAAGAUGCUAUUCUUGAUGGUAACCAGAUAGAGCACAUUGACAAAUUCCUGGCUCCUGGAGGUCUACGUCAUCUGAUGUUCUACUAUCAAAACAUGGAGACAGCAGAUAAAGAGCACUUCAGCCUUCCAGGCACAGGAAUGAACUCUAACUUGGUAAAGAAGAAAAGACCUAAAGUAUUUGUGGCAGAGGGAAGAGAACUUGCUUUGACUGGCAUUUGUGUUUUCUUCAUUAGAUCUAGUCUUUUCAAACCCAUCACAACUGAGAAUAUCUAUCAGGAAGUGAGUUUUGGUAUGAUGAAUGUAGGUCGAGAUGGCUUACUAAAAAGUGUUGAGCAGCUGAUAUCAGAAGUCUUCAUUCCAGCUUUGCAGACUAUGGACCAUGGCUGGGUUGAAGUUGUUGAACCUGAGCAAGCUUCCAGUAUUAAGCAGGACUUCCUUUGUUCCCUCGAAGCGUUUGUUAGUGUGCUCUCAGGAACUCAGCAAUGUCUUCUGGAAAAGGUCAGUCUGAAGAAAUGUGAAACAUAUGAUCUGAAAACCCUAAAAGGACCUUCAGAUUACCUCAUGGUUGCUAACAGCAUAGAUGCUCUUGAAAGGAUAGAAGUCUGCAUGAAAGGAUGGACCAAACAAAUUGAACAGGUUCUUGCAGAAAAUAACCAGCUGAGAAAGGAAGCUGAUGACCUUGGACCACGAGCAGAGCUUGACUACUGGAAAAAGAGGCUGUCUAAGUUCAACUACCUUACAGACCAGCUGAAGAGCCCAGAUGUGAAGGCAGUGCUUGGAGUACUCACUGCUGCUAAAUCCAAACUGCUAAAGAACUGGCGAGCAUUGGAUAUUUGCAUCACAAAGGCAGCAAAUGAAGCUAAAGAUAAUGUGAAGUAUCUAUAUUGUCUGGAACAGUGUUGUGACUCCUUGUAUAACAGUGAUCCUGUGUCCAUGGUGGAUGCUAUUCCAGGGCUCAUAAAUGUAAUUAAAAUGAUCCAAAACAUCUCUCAAUAUUACAACACAUCUGAGAAGAUAUCCUCGCUGUUUGUGAAGGUGACCAAUCAGAUGAUUGCAUCAUGUAAAUCUUACAUUACCAACAACAACUCCUCCACUAUCUGGAAUCAACAUCAAGAGACAGUUAUGGAAAAGAUACAAGCAGCCAUUAGACUCAAACAGGAGUACCAAAAUUGCUUUCACAAGGUAAAAGAUGAAUUGGAACACAAUCCAGCUGAAAGACAGUUUGAUUUCAGUGAGAUGUAUAUCUUUGGAAAAUUUGAAUCGUUUCAUCGACGUUUGGUGAAGAUAAUCAAUAUUUUCAAGGCUAUGGAAACCUACUCAGUUCUACAGAAGUCUAAUAUAGAGGGAUUGGAAGAAAUGAUCACUAAAUAUGAGAGCAUUGUGGACAUGAUGAAGAAAAAGCAUUACAGUUGCUUGGAUCAACGAAAGACUGACUUUGACCAAGACUAUGAAGAGUUCUGCAAAGAGAUAAAUGAUCUUCAUGAUCAAUUAAAGAUUUUCAUGGAUGUCACCUUGGAAAAUAUUCUGAGCACUGAAAGAGCACUGAGCACAUUGAAGAAAUUUGAAAGAUUACAAAUCCCAAAUCUUGGCAUUGAUGAGAAGUAUCAGAAAAUACUUCAAAACUAUGGUCGUGACAUAGAAAUGGUCUGUAAGAUCUACAGUAAGCAGAAACAGAAUCCUCCCCUGGCUCGUAAUCUGCCUCCAAUAGCUGGCAAGAUCAUGUGGGCACGUCACCUAUUUCACAGGAUCAGGCAGCCCAUGGAGUCUUUCCAGCAGCACCCAGCUGUUCUACAAACACCAGAUGGCAAGCACGUAAUCCGCAACUACAACAGAGUCGCAAGAGUUCUCACCGAGUUUGAGGUGAUCUACUACAGGGGAUGGCUUCAGCAGAUUGAAUUAACCCAAAGAGGACUUCAGGCAUCUCUCUUGGUGAAAGCUCCAGAAACAGGAGAACUAUUCGUGAAUUUCGACCCUGAAAUCUUAACCUUAAUCAGAGAAACAGAUUGCAUGGCUCACAUGUGCCUUGAAAUCCCACCAUUUGCAAGCAUAAUUCAACAGAAAAGAGACUGGUAUAAGAAGAUUGUGGACAAUUUGCAGAUGAUGCUGGCUGAAUAUAAAAGAAUUAAACAGAAAAUCCAACACCCUAUUGAACAACUGAUGGCUCCUUGGUUAGCAAAUGUGGAUGAUGCUAUCCAGCCAGGUCUAAUCAUACUGACCUGGACAUCCUUGAAUAUUGAAAAAUAUAUUAAUACAGUUUUUUAUAAGCUAGCUGAGCUGGAUUUAUUGGUUGAUCGAGUGAAUGACUUGAUUGAAUUUCGCAUUGAUGCUGUCCUUCAAGAAAUGAAUGCAGUGCCACUCUGUGAGUUACCUGAAGAGGAACCACUGGGAUGUGAGGAAUUUCUCCAAAGGACUAAGGAGCUCUGCAUAAAAGGUUCUCAGACCUUACGUUUAAAAAGCUCACUGGUGGAAGAUGCGGCUCAUGAACUGAUUGACAUGUUGCUUGACACUGAAGUACAGCUCAGAAAAGAAGAAGAAGAAAGAAGAUCAAGAAGUUUCAGUUCCCCCUACAAUUCGAGUGAUGUUUGGGCUGAGCUGUCUCCUUCAGCAAAGAGGGAGAGAAGGGAUUUAGAACUGUUAGAAGAGAAGGCCAAUGAACUGCUUUCCUACUUCAAUCAGUGUAAUAGUGAUGCCCUUUUGAAAGUCACUCGAACCGCGCUGGAUUCCAUACGGAAACGCAUCCAUGCAUCUUCCUUCACCAGCUUCUUAGAAAAUCACAAUACUUCUAAGCAGGAAAAAUGGAGUCAUCCUAUAUUUAGGACUAGUAUUAACCUGUCCAUCCCACACAUCAUCAUGGUACCCUCUUUGGAUGAGGUACAACAGACACUUAAUAAAGCUGUGGAUACUAUUGUGAAAGCAACAAAAGGAGUCAGACAGUGGAGCAAGGAGAGAAUAUCCCAGAAGAAAAUGUUGGAGAGAAAAGCUGCUGUGUUGCGGUGUGAGAGUGGAGACAGUGAUUCUGAUGAUGGAAUGAAAGUGACCCAAAAGAAAAACAUCCAUGACAGUGUAUCAGAUACAACAUCACUCAGUUUGUCUGAUUCGAUGCAAAGCCAGAACUACUUCAAGAGUGUUUCAGAGAGCAAAGAAAUUCUUAAGUUAGUAUCUUUACUCAGCACUGCUAUUAAUUCUACCAAGAAGGAAGUUCUUACAGCUUUGGAGAGUUUUAGUUGUUACCACCACAUCUGGCAGAGGGACAAGAAGGAAACUAUUGAUAAACUAAUGGCAGGAAACCCAUUACUCUCUGAAUUUGAAUCUGAAAUCCUGUGUUUCCAAGACUUGGAGCUGAAAAUCAAUUCUGAGCCUGAAUACAUCUGCGUGGGAGCUAUUGCAUUGUACACUGCUGAUCUGAAGCUAGCACUGAGAGCAGAAACCAAAGCUUGGAUGACUUUGCUGGGCUGUCAUUGUAAUAAGAAAUACAGAAAAGAGAUGGAAGCAAUUUUUACUUUUAUAGAGGAAACUGGCAAGAAGUUAAAUUGCUGCAUCAAGGACCUGGAUGAUAUAAGAGUAGCCAUGUCAGCUUUAAAACAGAUCAGAGAACUACAGAUCUCCAUAGACUCUCAAGUUGGGCCCAUAGAGGAAUCCUAUGCUAUGUUAAACAAAUACGAUCUGCUGGUGGCCAAGGAAGAGACUGAGAAGGUGGACAUUUUACACUACACUUGGGAAAAGCUGCUGGUCCGUGCAAAUGAAGUGCAGAAUGAGCUCACUGCUCUGCAGCCAACCUUCAGAGAAGAGCUCAUUAGCACUGUGAAGACUUUUACUGAAGACUGUGCACAGUUCUAUGCAGACUAUGAUCAAAAUGGGCCAAUGGUGAUUGGUUUAGAGCCUCAGGAAGCCAACGGCAGACUUAUUAUGUUUCAGAAUCGAUUUGAUAAUCUCUUCCGAAAAUACAUUACUUGUACUGAUGGGGAAGAUCUUUUUGGUUUGCCUGUUACUCAGUAUCCUCAGCUGCUUGAAAUAAAGAAGCAGCUGAAUCUGUUACAGAAACUCUAUAACCUCUACAACAAUGUCAUUGACACAAUCAAUGGCUACUACGAUAUCCUUUGGUCAGAAAUAGACGUUGGAAAAAUCAGUAGUGAACUUGUGGAGUUUCAGAACAGAUGCCGUCAGCUUCCUCGUGGUGUAAAGCAAUGGCAGGCCUUUUUUGACCUAAAGAAGACCAUUGAGGACUUCAGUGAAUGUUGCCCAUUGCUUGAGCAUAUGUCAAGUCAAGCAAUGAUGCCUCGACACUGGAAGCGGAUUACAGAGCUCACUGAACACAGCUUCGAUGUGGAAAGUGAAACAUUCAAACUGAGGAGUAUCAUGGAAGCUCCACUGUUAAGAUACAAAGAUGAAAUAGAGGAUAUCUGCAUAAGUGCAGUGAAGGAAAGAGACAUUGAGCAGAAGUUAAAACGAGUGAUAGCUGAAUGGGACAACAAAACAUUUAUCUUCACUAACUUUAAAACACGUGGAGAGCUUCUUUUAAGAGGUGACAGCAUAUCAGAAACAAUUGCUACCAUGGAGGACAGCUUGAUGGUUCUUGGCUCUCUCAUGAACAACAGAUACAACACACCCUUCAAGACACAGAUUCAGAAAUGGGUACACAGUCUCUCCAACACAAUGGAUAUCAUUGAGAACUGGAUGACCGUGCAGAAUCUGUGGAUUUAUUUAGAAGCUGUUUUUGUUGGCGGUGACAUAGCAAAGCAGCUUCCAAAGGAAGCAAAGCGUUUCUCUAACAUUGAUAAAUCCUGGGUGAGGAUCAUGACCCGAGCUCAUGAAACAUCUAAUGUUGUUCAGUGCUGCAUUGGAGAUGAAAUCAUGGGACAGUUACUACCACAUUUACUAGAACAACUUGAAAUCUGUCAGAAAUCACUCACAGGGUACCUGGAAAAAAAACGCCUCCUAUUCCCACGAUUCUUCUUUGUGUCAGAUCCUGCCCUCUUAGAAAUUCUUGGCCAGGCAUCAGAUUCUCACAACAUAAAGGCACAUCUGCUGAAUGUUUUUGACAACAUUAAAACUGUAAAGUUCCAUGAAAGGAUAUAUGAUUGCAUACUCUCAAUUAGUUCACGAGAAGGUGAGACUGUAAAUCUGACAAGACCUGUGAUGGCUGAAGGGAAUGUGGAAGUUUGGCUGAAUUCUCUGCUGAAGGAAUCCCAGCUGUCACUGCAUCAUGUUAUUCGCCAGGCAGCUGCACACAUCCAGGAAACCGGUUUCCAGCUGACUGAAUUUCUUUCUGCUUACCCAGCCCAGGUUGGGCUGCUGGGGAUCCAAAUGAUUUGGACAAGAGACUCGGAAGAAGCUUUGACUAAUGCCAGAUACGACAGAAAAAUCAUGCGCAAGACAAACCAGUUUUUCCUGGAUCUUCUAAACGUGCUGAUAGAUAUGACAACAAAGGACCUUACCUCAGUUGAGCGAGUUAAAUAUGAGACAUUAAUCACUAUUCAUGUGCAUCAGAGAGACAUUUUCGAUGGUCUGUGUUGUAUGCAUAUCAAGAGCCCCACAGACUUUGAGUGGCUGAAACAGUGUCGGUUUUAUUUUAAUGAAGACUCCGAUAAGCUGAUGAUUAAGAUCACUGAUGUGGGUUUCACAUACCAGAAUGAAUUCUUGGGCUGUACUGACAGGCUUGUCAUAACACCUCUUACAGACAGAUGUUACAUCACUUUGGCUCAAGCUUUAGGCAUGAACCUCGGUGGAGCACCUGUGGGACCUGCAGGAACUGGAAAAACUGAAACCAUCAAAGACAUGGGACGGUGCCUUGGAAAAUAUGUAGUGGUCUUCAAUUGUUCAGACCAGAUGGACUUUCGAGGACUUGGGAGGAUUUUCAAAGGUCUUGCUCAGUCUGGCUCCUGGGGGUGCUUUGAUGAAUUCAAUCGUAUUGAUUUGCCGGUACUCUCAGUGGCUGCACAGCAAAUUGCUAUUGUGUUGACAUGUAAGAAGGAACACAAAAAAAGCUUUGUUUUUACUGAUGGAGAUAAUGUGGAAAUGAAUCCAGAAUUUGGCAUCUUUCUUACUAUGAAUCCAGGCUAUGCAGGACGACAAGAACUGCCUGAAAACUUGAAGAUCAACUUCCGCUCAGUGGCGAUGAUGGUUCCCGACCGUCAGAUUAUCAUUCGUGUCAAACUGGCCAGUUGUGGCUUCGUCGCCAACGUGGUACUGGCAAGGAAGUUCUUUACACUGUACAAGCUGUGUGAAGAACAACUGUCAAAGCAGGUGCAUUAUGAUUUUGGCCUGCGGAAUAUAUUGUCUGUGCUACGUACACUGGGGGCAGCAAAAAGAGCAAAUCCCACAGACACUGAAUCUACCAUUGUCAUGCGUGUGCUGAGAGACAUGAACCUGUCCAAACUGAUUGAUGAAGAUGAACCCUUAUUCCUGAGCCUAAUUGAAGAUCUGUUUCCAAGUAUCCAGCUUGAUAAAGUAGGCUAUCCCGAACUGGAAGCUGCCAUUGAGAAACAGGUGGAGGAAGCUGGACUUGUUUGUCACCCUCCUUGGAAACUGAAAGUUAUCCAACUUUUUGAAACUCAAAGAGUAAGGCAUGGAUUGAUGACACUAGGACCUAGUGGUACGGGAAAAACUGUUUGCAUCCACACUUUAAUGAAAGCCAUGACAGAUUGUGGACAGCCCCACCGUGAAAUGAGAAUGAAUCCUAAAGCUAUUACGGCUUCGCAAAUGUUUGGUCAUCUCGAUGUGGCAACAAAUGAUUGGACAGAUGGAAUAUUUUCAGCACUCUGGAGAAAAACUUUAAGAGCCAAAAAAGGUGACCAUAUCUGGAUAGUUCUUGAUGGUCCUGUUGAUGCUAUUUGGAUUGAGAACCUUAACUCUGUCCUGGAUGAUAACAGAACUCUAACACUAGCAAAUGGAGACCGGAUACCCAUGGCACCAAACUGCAAAAUAGUCUUUGAACCUCAUAAUAUUGAUAAUGCUUCUCCAGCAACAGUUUCAAGAAACGGGAUGGUAUUCAUGAGCUCAUCAGUUCUCAGCUGGAGCCCUAUCCUUGAGGGAUUUUUGAAAGGAUGCUCCUCCCAAGAGGCUGAAAUUCUACGGCAGCUCUAUUCAUCAUCAUUCCCAGAUUUAUACUGCCUCAGUGUUCAGUCUCUGCAAUGCAAGACCGAGAUGUUAGAAGCCUUUGUGAUUAUGCAGAGCAUUAAUGUGCUGCAGGGCCUUAUCCCACCUAAGGAGCAAGGAGGCGAAUUGACUCCAAAACACUUGGAAAGACUGUACAUCUUCUCUCUUAUGUGGAGUGUGGGAGCAUUACUAGAGCUGGAAGACAGAUGCAAAAUGGAGCACUGGCUUCGAAACCAUGCCACAAUAAAGCUUGAUCUUCCCUCUAUCCCAGAAGGCAGUGAGGAUACCAUGUUUGAUUAUUAUGUGGCAUCUGACGGUAACUGGGUACACUGGAAUACACGUGUUGAAGAGUAUGUAUAUCCGAGUAGCAGGACUCCAGAGUAUGGCUCCAUUUUUGUGCCUAAUGCUGACAAUAUGAGGAUGGAUUUCCUUAUUGAAACUAUUGCAAAACAGGGCAAGGCUGUCCUACUAAUUGGUGAGCAAGGAACUGCAAAGACAGUUAUCAUCAAAGCUUUUAUGUCAAAAUAUAACCCUGAAAGCCACAUGGCUAAGAGUUUCAAUUUCUCAUCUGCAACUACCCCAUUAAUUUUCCAGCGCACAAUAGAAAGUUACGUGGAGAAGCGCAUGGGCACAACUUAUGGUCCACCUGCUGGCAAAAAGAUGACAGUCUUCAUUGAUGAUGUGAAUAUGCCCAUAAUAAAUGAAUGGGGAGAUCAGGUCACUAAUGAAAUAGUUAGGCAGCUGAUGGAACAAAGAGGAUUGUAUAACCUGGAAAAGCCUGGUGAAUUUACAAACAUUGUGGACCUUCAGUUUUUGGCUGCCAUGAUCCACCCUGGGGGAGGUCGCAAUGAUAUUCCACAGAGACUCAAGAGGCAUUUCUCUGUGUUCAACUGCACUCUGCCUUCUAAUUCUUCCAUUGACAAAAUUUUUGGUGUAAUUGGAGAAGGGCACUACUGUAGCGAGCGGGGGUUUUCAGAAGAUGUGAAGAAAACUGUAGCCAAAUUGGUUCCACUGACACGCAGGCUGUGGCAGGCUACCAAGAUAAAAAUGUUGCCCACACCAGCCAAGUUCCAUUACAUCUUCAACCUUCGAGACCUCUCAAGGAUUUGGCAGGGGAUGCUGAACGCUACGUCGGAAGUGAUCAGCGAAACAAAGAUGCUGCUGAAACUGUGGAAGCAUGAGUGUAAGCGUGUUAUUGCUGACCGUUUCACAACCUCAGAAGAUACAAAGUGGUUUGAUGUAACCGCGGCGAAACUCAUUGCAGAGGAACUUGGAGAAACAAAAGCUUUGCUGGGUGCUGAACCAGAUGCAUUCUUUGUUGACUUCUUAAGGGAUGCACCUGAAAAAAGUGGUGAAAAAACAGAAGAUGUUAAUUUAGAUAUUCCCAAAGUCUAUGAGCCAAUUUACUCCUUUCGUCAACUACGGAAUCGUUUAAACAUGUUUUUACAAGCAUACAAUGAGAAUGUUCAUGGUACUGGAAUGGACUUGGUUUUCUUUGAAGAUGCUAUGAUUCACUUAGUCAAGAUUUCUCGGGUGAUUCGCACACCUCGCGGAAACGCUCUUUUAGUUGGAAUCGGUGGCUCAGGAAAGCAGAGCUUGACAAGACUGACAUCUUUUAUAGCUGGCUAUGAUACAUUCCAGAUAAUGUUAACAAGAUCAUACAACACUUUAAACUUGAUGGAAGAUCUGAAACUCUUGUACAGAACAGCAGGACUGCAAGGCAAAGGCAUCUGCUUCCUUCUUACAGACAAUGAGAUCAAAGAUGAGUCUUUCUUGGAAUAUCUGAACAAUGUUUUAUCAUCAGGAGAGGUGUCGAACUUAUUUGCACGUGAUGAAGUAGAAGAGAUCAUUAGUGACCUCAUACCCACGUUCAAGAAGGAAUAUCCACGUAGAUCUCCAACCAGUGAGGUUCUGUAUGACUACUUCAUGACUAGGGUCCAUCAGAACCUUCAUGUGGUUCUUUGCUUUUCACCAGUGGGUGAAAAAUUCCGAAACAGGGCCCUGAAAUUCCCUGCUCUUGUUUCUGGGUGCACUAUAGAUUGGUUCAGCCGGUGGCCUAAGGAUGCUCUGGUGGCAGUAUCUGAACAUUUCCUGUCCUCAUUUGAUAUGGACUGCACUGCUGAUAUAAAGAGGGAAAUUGUGCAAUGUAUGGGCUCAUUCCAGGAUGGAGUAGCAGAGAAAUGUUCUGAUUACUUUAAAAGAUACAGACGUUCUACACACGUGACUCCCAAAUCCUACCUGUCCUUUAUUCAGGGAUAUAAAACCACAUACAGAGAAAAGCAUGCUGAGCUGCAGACAUUAGCAAACAGAAUGAAUACUGGACUGGAAAAGCUGAAAGAGGCUUCAGAGUCAGUGGCUGCUCUAAGCAGAGAGCUGGAGGUAAAAGAAAAGGAACUUCAAAUUGCCAAUGAAAAAUCUGACAUGGUGUUGAAAGAAGUUACUGUAAAAGCACAGGCUGCUGAGAAGGUGAAGAGUGAAGUUCAGAAAGUGAAAGACAAAGCUCAAGCUAUUGUAGACAGUAUUUCAGCUGACAAAGCCAUUGCUGAAGAGAAGUUGGAAGCUGCAAAACCUGCUUUGGAGGAGGCAGAAGCAGCCUUACAGACAAUAAAACCUGCAGAUAUUGCCACUGUCCGCACACUGGGUCGACCUCCUCACCUCAUUAUGCGCAUCAUGGACUGUGUGUUACUGCUCUUCCAGAGAAAAGUCAAUAAUGUGAAAAUUGAUCAAGAAAAGUGCUGUACUGUCCCAUCCUGGCAAGAGUCUUUGAAACUGAUGACAACAGGGAACUUCCUACAGAACCUACAGCAAUUUCCAAAGGACACAAUUAAUGAAGAAGUGGUAGAACUUUUGAGCCCUUAUUUUGAAAAGGUGGACUACAACAUUGAAACAGCUAGGAGAGUAUGUGGGAAUGUGGCUGGCCUGUGCUCGUGGACCAAAGCUAUGGCUGUAUUCUUUUCCAUAAACAAAGAAGUAUUACCUUUGAAGGCUAAUCUAGCAAUCCAGGAGAAUCGCCUGAGCGCUGCUAUGCUGGAUCUGCAGAAAGCUGAAGAAGAGCUGAGUGCCAAGCAAGAAGAAUUAGAUAUUGUGCAGGCAGACUAUGAAAGUGCAAUGAGAGAAAAACAGACUUUGCUUGAUGAUGCUGAGCGUUGCCGUCAUAAAAUGCAAACUGCCUCAAGUCUUAUAUGUGGCUUAGCAGGCGAAAAAGAAAGGUGGACAGAGCAAAGUAAAGAAUUUGCUGUGCAAACCAAGAGGCUAGUGGGUGAUGUACUCUUGGCUACAGCUUUUGUGUCCUAUUCUGGUCCUUUUAACCAAGAGUUCCGCAACCUGCUAUUAAAUGACUGGCAAAAGGAAAUGAGAAGACGAAAAAUCCCCUUGGGUAACAACGUGAACCCCAUAGAAAUGUUGACUGAUGUUCCAACUAUCAGUGAAUGGAACCUGCAUGGAUUACCAAAUGAUGAUUUAUCAAUACAAAAUGGAAUUAUUGUGACUAAAGCAUCUCGUUAUCCCUUAUUAAUUGAUCCACAAGCACAGGGUAAAAUUUGGAUUAAAAACAAAGAAGGCAAAAAUGAACUUCAGAUCACUUCAUUGAAUCACAAAUAUUUUAGAAAUCAUUUGGAGGACAGCCUUUCUUUAGGACGACCUCUUUUGAUAGAAGAUGUUGGAGAAGAGCUUGAUCCAGCACUUGAUAACGUUUUGGAAAGAAAUUUCAUUAAAGCAGGUUCAGCCAACAAGGUGAAGGUUGGUGAUAAAGAAGUAGAUGUUAUGAGUGGCUUCAGACUUUACAUUACUACAAAACUGCCAAAUCCAAGUUACUCCCCUGAAAUUAGUGCUCAAACCUCCAUCGUUGACUUUACUGUGACCAUGAAAGGUCUUGAAAAUCAACUCUUGGGCAGAGUCAUUCUCACAGAGAAAGAGGAACUGGAGAGAGAAAGAACAAAUCUCAUUGAAGAUGUGGCUAUGAAUAAAAGGAGGAUUAAAGACUUAGAAGAUAACCUCUUGUUCCGACUUACAAGCACUAAGGGUUCUCUAGUAGAUGACGAGAGUCUCACAACUGUACUGAGUAACACUAAGAAGGCUGCUGAAGAAGUAACACAGAAACUGAAAAUUUCUGCAGAAACUGAAGUACAGAUUAACUCAGCCUGUGAAGAGUACAGACCUGUGGCAACUCGAGGCAGCAUCUUGUACUUCCUCAUCACUGAGAUGAGCAUGGUCAAUGUGAUGUACCAGACUUCACUUGGGCAGUUUUUGGGGCUUUUUGACCGCUCUGUAGCCAGAGCUACCAAGAGCCCUGUAACUAGCAAGAGGAUUACUAAUAUUAUUGAACAUAUGACCUAUGAAGUCUUCAAAUAUACCACUCGAGGACUCUAUGAGGAACACAAAUUUCUGUUCACAUUAUUGCUUACACUGAAGAUUGAUAUUCACAGAAACAGAGUGGAACAUGAAGAAUUUCUGAUGCUUAUUAAAGGUGGUGCUUCCCUAGACCUUAAAGCCUGUCCUCCUAAGCCAGCUAAAUGGAUCCUGGAUAUGACUUGGUUGAACUUGGUGGAACUCAGUAAGCUUAAACAGUUUUCAGAUAUUCUUGACCAAAUUUCUGGAGCAGAGAAACAGUGGAAAAUCUGGUUUGAUAGUGAGAACCCUGAAGAAGAAAUGUUUCCUAGUGGCUAUGGUCAAUCCCUGGACUCCUUCAGACAGCUUCUUCUUAUCAGAUCUUGGUGCCCUGACAGGACCAUGGCUCAGGCAAGAAAAUACAUCACUGACACUAUGGGGGAGAGAUAUGCGGAGGGAGUCAUCUUAGACUUGGAGAAGACAUGGGAGGAGUCAGAUCCACGUACUCCUCUCAUAUGCUUUCUUUCCAUGGGCUCUGAUCCUAUGGACUCAAUUAUUGCUUUGGGAAGAAGACUGAAGACAGAGACACAUUGUAUUUCCAUGGGCCAGGGGCAAGAAAUCCACGCUCGCAAACUUUUACAGCAGACGAUGGCUCAUGGAGGUUGGGCACUCCUGCAGAACUGCCACCUUGGACUUGACUUUUUGGAUGAGUUGAUUGACAGGGUAAUAGAGACAGAGGCUGUUCAUGAAAACUUCCGACUGUGGAUGACAACUGACGUUCACAAGCAGUUCCCUAUCACCCUUCUUCAAAUGUCUAUUAAGUUCACCUAUGAAACACCUCAAGGUCUCAGAGCUGGACUAAAGAGAACAUACAGUGGUGUCAGUCAGGACUUACUGGAUGUCAGUGACAUGGUACAGUGGAAACCAAUGUUGUAUGCUGUAGCCUUUCUACACUCCACCGUUCAAGAAAGACGCAAGUUUGGAUCUCUGGGUUGGAAUAUACCCUAUGAGUUCAAUCAAGCUGAUUUCAAUGCUGCUGUACAAUUCAUUCAAAACUACUUGGAUGGCAUGGAUGUCAAGAAGGGUGUCUCCUGGAGCACUGUUUGUUACAUGAUAGGUGAGAUCCAGUAUGGUGGCCGUGUGACAGAUGACUAUGACAAAAGACUCAUGAACACCUUUGUAAAAGUUUUGUUCAGUGAAAAUAUUCUCAGUCAAGAAUUCAGCUUCUACAAAGGAUACAGCAUACCCAAAUGCACUACAGUGGAUCAAUACCUUCAGUACAUACAGAGUCUUCCUGCUUACGACACACCGGAGGUGUUUGGUUUGCAUCCCAAUGCAGAUAUCACUUACCAAAGUAAACUUUCCAAAGAUGUACUAGACAUCAUUCUCAGUAUUCAGCCUAAAGAUAGUUCUGAUGGAGGAGGUGAAACCCGAGAGGCAGUUGUAGCCAGGUUGGCUGAUGAUAUGCUGCAAAAGCUUCCUGCUGAUUAUGUGCCAUUUGAAGUAAAAGGGAAACUGAGGAGCAUGGGAUCUUUCCAGCCUAUGAACAUAUUUUUGCGACAGGAAAUUGAACAAAUGCAGAGAGUUAUUUCCUUAGUGAGAAGCACUCUGACCGAUCUAAAACUUGCCACUGAUGGGACAAUUGUUAUGAGUGAAAACCUGAGGGAUGCCUUAGACUGCAUGUAUGAUGGAAGGAUUCCUGCCAGAUGGAAAAAAGCAUCUUGGGCUUCCAGUACACUUGGUUUCUGGUUUACUGAGCUUCUAGAAAGAAACUACCAGCUUUACAAUUGGAUUUUUGAGAGCAGACCAAACUGCUUCUGGAUGUCAGGUUUUUUUAAUCCUCAAGGAUUUUUAACUGCAAUGAGACAGGAAAUAACAAGGGUUAACCAUGGAUGGGCUCUUGACAGUGUAGUGCUGUGCAGUGAGGUCACUAAGUGGAUGAAGGAUGAUAUCACAAGUCCUCCUUUGGAAGGUGUGUACGUGUAUGGACUGUACUUAGAAGGAGCUGGCUGGGACCGAAGAAACAUGAGACUGACUGAAUCUAAACCCAAGGUGCUCUUUGAGAUGAUGCCUGUUAUAAGGAUAUAUGCAGAGAAUAAUACUUCAAAAGAUCCACGUCUGUAUUCAUGUCCAAUCUACAAAAAGACAAUCCGAACUGAUGGGAAUUUUAUCGCUGCUGUGGAUCUCAAAACCCUUCAGCCUCCAGAGCACUGGGUUCUGCGUGGGGUGGCACUUCUCUGUGAUGUCAAAUAGCCUUAAGCAAAUGUUUGCUAAGCAUUAUUUUCUGGUUUUAAAUAUAACCAUUAAUAUGGAAUCAGCUAUACAGAGCCUGACUCUUAAAAAUGUCUUUUCUAAUACAUAGAUUCAAUUAUGGUAUUAAAAAAAAUAACGUUCUUGAUUGUCAACUUUACAGUAGUAUUAACACUUAGGGGGAUUUACUUAGGGUAAAAUGAAGUGUACUACUUUUGAUGUCCUGACAAAUCAUGACAAAGAUUUAGCGUUCCUGUCUUACUGUUGUGUACUUAAUUUUACCUUGAAUAAAGAUUUACUUGAAUGUU
Molecule: messenger RNA, 14144 nt
Organism: Pogoniulus pusillus (Red-fronted tinkerbird)
Lineage: Eukaryota; Metazoa; Chordata; Aves; Piciformes; Lybiidae
Gene: DNAH5
Product: dynein axonemal heavy chain 5
Exons: 79
Coding region: 1-13839 (4612 amino acids)
Biological process (GO): microtubule-based movement
Cellular component (GO): axonemal dynein complex
Molecular function (GO): ATP binding; ATP hydrolysis activity; dynein light intermediate chain binding
Source: RefSeq, a predicted model, not a curated record